Molecule: messenger RNA, 576 nt
Organism: Impatiens glandulifera
Lineage: Eukaryota; Viridiplantae; Streptophyta; Magnoliopsida; Ericales; Balsaminaceae
Product: protein ZW2-like
Exons: 1
Coding region: 1-576 (191 amino acids)
Biological process (GO): DNA-templated transcription
Molecular function (GO): sequence-specific DNA binding
Source: RefSeq, a predicted model, not a curated record
AUGACUCAGGACGAAUUAAACAGCAGAGAUCAAAGAAUUAAUGAUCUUCUUUCUAGGGUUCGACUUCAUUAUCUCCAAUACUUCGAAACCAAGGGUAGAUUCAUCGAAUCCGAUGUUUACUCUGUUCUAUCUUCCCGUUGGCUCUCAACCUACGAACGUGUCCUUCUAUGGAUAGGCGGUUUCAAGCCCGGUCUAAUAUUUCGAGUUGUGCCCAACGCGAAUCUUAACCUAACACCGGAACAAGAAAGGAGAAUAGGGGCGGUUCGGGAGGAGAUAAAGGCUGAUGAGACGUGGUUGACUGAAGAACACAAUCGGAUCCAGCGGGAAGCUCCGGUGGCGGUGGCGCCGCAUGUUAUAGAGGCGGCACGGAGUGGGAGAUUAGGGACCGAGGGAGAGAGGGUAAUGAAUACGUUGCAAUCGUCUUUCGCCACACUGGUGGCAUGUGCUGAUCGUGUAAGGGUUAAGGCCACGACCAAGGUGAUUGAUAUUCUGAAUCCUAUUCAAACGCUUAAGUUUUAUAUGGCAAUGGCUACUCAUCAACUUAGGAUGAGACAAAUAGGUUUGCGUCGUGGCUAA